Molecule: messenger RNA, 657 nt
Organism: Ochotona princeps (American pika)
Lineage: Eukaryota; Metazoa; Chordata; Mammalia; Lagomorpha; Ochotonidae
Gene: CMC2
Product: C-X9-C motif containing 2
Exons: 5
Coding region: 127-366 (79 amino acids)
Cellular component (GO): mitochondrion
Source: RefSeq, a predicted model, not a curated record
CUUGGAGAGUCGCUGGACUCGGCGGCCCGUGGGGUGAAGCUCUCGACUGGGACCCCGCCAUUUCGGCGCUCUGCGUGUGGCCGCGAGUCGGGCUGCGCUGCUGAGAUCCAGCGACUUCGCCUCAAGAUGCAUCCUGAUUUGUCUCCACACCUGCACACUGAAGAAUGCAACGUCUUGAUUAACUUGCUUAAGGAAUGUCACAAAAAUCACAACAUUCUGAAGUUUUUUGGUCACUGCAACACUCUUGACCGGGAGAUGAGAAAAUGCUUGAGGAAUGAGUACACGCAAAAGAGGAUUAAAAGCAGGGAGCAUGGCAAUGCAAUGAGAAAGAGACUGUUUAAUCCUCCAGAGGAAUCUGAAAAAUGAGCUGUGUUCUCACCGGAUGCCUUGGCUGAGAGAAGAUAUGGAGACUGGGUCGACAGCCACAACAAUCCCAUGUCAUUUGGUUUCCAGAAUCCUUGGACUGAAGUGACCCAUGAGAAGCUGAGCCGUGGAGAAACACGAAAAUCUGGAUUCUGGAUAUUUGGGGGCAGUCUUUAGUAACGCCUCUUCUCUGUCGACAAACCCGGAUUCCACCGUGUUGCUUCCCUUUGUCUACAGCCAGUUAAUAUUUGAAUACGUUAUCUCUUUCAGUAAAAUAUUUUCUGCAAAGCAUCA